Molecule: messenger RNA, 495 nt
Organism: Penicillium samsonianum
Lineage: Eukaryota; Fungi; Ascomycota; Eurotiomycetes; Eurotiales; Aspergillaceae
Exons: 1
Coding region: 1-495 (164 amino acids)
Source: RefSeq, a predicted model, not a curated record
AUGAACACAAGUGUCUUGAACCUGAGCUAUUCCAUCAACAUUGGCAUUUACACAGAGUAUCUGCUCCCCCAAUCAAUCCUAUCCUUCUUCUUCAAGAGCCUCUCCAGGUUCGACGACGAGGGCGUCCCCGAGGAGCGAGAAACUUCAUCAGCCAGUCAACCACUCAGCAAGCCAUACAGGAGAGCACCCAGGAUAUCCUCUCUUCGCCAGAUCCUCUCACCCAGGAUCGAUCCACCCGGCGAGAACCAUCAGCAUUCGAACAUGUGCUUUCGCAGGAAGGUGGACGGGGACGGGGACGUAGACGGGGACGUGGACGUGGAACUAGCAGUGGUGAAACUGCUAGUGCUGAACCUACAAGCACCGAAGAACGGGGACGUGGUCGAGGACGGGGACGGGGAGGAAAACGCGCGCGGGGGGUUGCAUAAGAAGCAGGAUGAUCAAUAUGUAGAUUUUCAAGGCAGGAAUCAGGCAGAAUGUACGAUUUUUUCUCAUUAA